AUGGCUUCACAGCUCAGAGAAACCUUUCAAGCUGAGUCACCAGUAAAUGAGCUUGAACUAGACAACCUAGAGAUUAUUCCAAACCAGGUUUCUCCUGUGCAGUGGGAAGAAGACAUGUCUAACACCCCAAAUGCUCAUCCUAAAUCCCCCCAAAACAGUGGCUCCUGUGCAAAGCAGGAGCUUCAAACUCUGUGGGAGAUGUUCACCUCCUGGUUGCAGCCAGAAAAACAGAGCAAGGAGCAGAUGAUUUCUCAAUUGGUCAUGGAGCAAUUUCUCAAAAUAGGGUGCUGCAAGGACACGUUUGCAGUGAUAGAAAAGUGGGAAUCAAGUAGCAGAGACAUGGGGAGAUUCAUGGAGAGUCUGACUGAUGAGUGCUUAAAGCAUCCUGUCAUGGUUCAUUUCUCCAUGCAGGGACAGGAAGCCCUCUUUCCUGAGAACAUGUCCUUAAAAGAAGUCAUCAAGCUUUUGAAAGAACAGCAAUCACUAAGAACUGCAAAACAGCAGAAUGUAAUGACACCCUUGCAGUUCCCACAAGACAAUUUAUUGGCAACGG
Molecule: messenger RNA, 553 nt
Organism: Mesocricetus auratus (golden hamster)
Lineage: Eukaryota; Metazoa; Chordata; Mammalia; Rodentia; Cricetidae
Product: zinc finger and SCAN domain containing protein 4D-like
Source: RefSeq, a predicted model, not a curated record